Messenger RNA from Pyrus x bretschneideri (Chinese white pear), 2852 nucleotides. RefSeq names its product protein FAM135B. NCBI's taxonomy places the organism in Eukaryota, Viridiplantae, Streptophyta, Magnoliopsida, Rosales, Rosaceae. The coding region runs from base 1 to 2427 and encodes 808 amino acids. The record is from RefSeq and is a predicted model, not a curated record. The transcript has 15 exons.
AUGUUUCGGCAUUUGGGGUGGCUUGUGGGUCUGAACAAUAAAUCACCAUCGUCAUCAGCAAAGAGGUUGCCAGAUGCCAAGCCUCCCCCGGCUGAGAUUAAGCCGGUGGCUAUGUUGGACGCCGUUCAAGAGAUUGCUGUUUACAUUCACAGAUUUCACAAUCUCGACCUUUUCCAGCAAGGAUGGUACCAAAUUAAGAUUACAAUGAGAUGGGAGGACAGUGAAUAUACUUCUGUGGGGACUCCAGCAAGAGUUGUGCAAUAUGAAGCUCCUGAUCUGGGUUCUGAUGAUGUAUAUGGAGUAUGGAGGAUUGAUGAUACAGACAACAGCUUCUCAACUCAGCCGUUUCGUAUCAAAUAUGCCAGGCAGGACGUUUUUUUAUCAAUCAUGAUAUCGUUCAAUCUAUCUCUUGCCGGACAUGAGGGUAUAUCAUCAUCUCCUAUUAUUUUGAAGUUUGAGCUUCUGCAUGCCCCCAUAUUGGGAAAUAGGUCUGACUUGCAGGCUUCUCUAGAUGCUAGCCCUGCCGCUGUCCAUGAAUUUCGAAUUCCUUCUAAAGCUCUUCUGGGUUUGCAUUCAUAUUGUCCUGUUCAUUUUGAUGCAUUCCAUGCGGUGCUUGUUGAUGUUAGUGUACACAUCAGUCUACUGAAAGCUGUCUCUUAUACACACCCAUCGAAGGUACCCAGUUAUUCUUCCACUACUGAAGAUGUUGGUGGAGAAGGUCUUUCUGGGUUAAAUCAAGCAUCAACACAGGCGGCUGCUGCAGUUGUGAACGACAUUAUUCGUGCUAAAUCAUUGUUAAAUGCUCGUGACAUACUGCUUGAAGAGCUCCAGAAACUUAGCAAGGCUAUUGACCAAGCAAUUGAUUUGACUGAUUUUAUAUCUAAAAUUGAUGACACAAAGUUUGAUUUCCUGCAAGAAAAUUUGGUUGCAGCAGAUGACAAAGUUUCAGGACAAGGCAAGCCACAAAAUGGUCUUCAGAAAGUAAAUGGCACAUCAAAGUUUGGAAGUGGUGAAUUGGUACGCCCCUUAUCGAGGGAUGCCCUUCAGAAUUCUUUUCAUUCGUUGGGUGAUCAAGUUUUAUAUUUAUGGAACACUUUUUUGAAGUUCCACAGGUUUAACACAACAAAGAUACUGGAAUACUUGCGUGACACAUGGGCUAAGGAUAGAAAAGCUGAAUGGUCAAUAUGGAUGGUUUACUCUAAGGUUGAGAUGCCUCAUCAUUUUCUAAAUAGUAGUCGGGGUGAAGAGUCUUCCCACAAUGGUGGCCAUAAAAGGGUUUUAACCACGUGGAAAUUAACUGAUGAUCCUGCACAGACUGCUGCUACCCGUGCUGAGCUUCAUCGGCGAAGUAUUGCGCAAAUGAAGAUUAACAAUCGGUCAAUUCAAGACAUGCAUAUAUUUGGAGAUACAUCACGCAUUCCUAUUGUUAUUGUGGAGCGUGUGUUGAAUGCGCCUUGGCGUACAACUAGUGAUAAUUCGUACUUGAGAAACUUGGACGUGGUUAACUCUGCUGGCUUACUCAGUGGAUCUGGGUCUGACUCCAUAAACAAGAAAUCUGACUAUAUCUCACCAAAGAAAGGCCGUGUUUUAAAACUUGUUGUCUUUGUGCAUGGGUUUCAGGGUCAUCACCUGGAUUUACGGCUUAUUCGAAAUCAAUGGCUAUUGAUAGAUCCCAAGGUAGAGUUUCUAAUGUCACAGGCAAAUGAAGACAAAACAUCUGGUGACUUCAGAGAAAUGGGACAAAGGUUGGCUCAGGAAGUAGUUUCUUUCCUCAAGAAGAAAAUGGAUAAAGUUUCGAGAUCCGGAAACAUAGCUGAUAUUAAGCUUAGCUUUGUGGGACAUUCUAUUGGGAAUGUUAUCAUAAGAACGGCACUAACAGAUAGCAUUAUGGAGCCAUUCCUAAGAUACCUGUACAUAUAUCUUUCCAUAUCGGGCCCACACUUGGGGUAUCUUUACAGUUCAAACUCUUUAUUCAACUCCGGGCUGUGGCUCUUGAAGAAGCUCAAGAACACACAGUGCAUUCAUCAGCUUACCUUCACGGAUGAUCCAGAUCUUCAAAAUACGUUCUUUUACAAGCUGUGUAAGAAGAAGACACUUGAGAAUUUCAAGCACAUAGUCCUGUUAUCUUCACCACAGGAUGGUUAUGUUCCCUACCAUUCCGCUAGAAUAGAUACGUGCCAGGCUGCUUCAUUGGAUUUCUCAAGGAAGGGAAAAGUGUUUCAGGAAAUGCUGAGUGAUUGCUUGGAACAGAUACGGGCCCCUCAGUCUGAGAAUCGAGUGUUCAUGCGCUGUGACAUCAACUUUGAUACCUCUUCUUAUGGAAAGAACUUGAACACCUUCAUAGGAAGGGCUGCUCAUAUUGAGUUUUUGGAGUCCGACAUUUUUGCAAGAUUCAUCAUGUGGUCUUUUCCAGACAUAUUUCGGUAAUGGCUGUUGCUAGCAAAUGCAGCUUCUCCUCUAGCCCAUCUCUAUCUGGUAAUCCCUCCCUUCAAUCAAAAGACCAAGUGAGGAAGUUUUCUUUUGGAGGUGGGGUGUUGAAUGGUGGCAUCACGUCUUUCUCUGCAUUGAGGACGAGCAAAUGCUUGAAGACAUCUGCUGUUGUAAAUUAUCAGCUUUAGAACUCAUUUUAUGGGUAGAAGUUGUGCCAUUGUUUGGCUCAACCUCAACGUGAAGUUUCUAGGAAUGCCACGAGCCCGUGGACCAUAAUAUUCUAGGCUAGUUAGAUUCUGUAACUUUUGAUACAGUUCCCGUCGAAAGGAUCGUGUAUUUAAGCAGGCAGUAGAGAUUGGGAAUGCAACCUGCAGAGUUUGAUUAGGUGCGAAGUAAUAAGAUUUGGUACAGCUAUUAUCUUU